Molecule: messenger RNA, 945 nt
Organism: Fusarium venenatum
Lineage: Eukaryota; Fungi; Ascomycota; Sordariomycetes; Hypocreales; Nectriaceae
Source: RefSeq, a predicted model, not a curated record
UUGGAGAUCGCUAGCAUCAACCUCCAGACUCACGGCCACAGCGCCCUUUCCAAGACGAUGCCUCCUCGAAUCUCUCCCUUCAGCACACCGCUGUGCUGCAGGACGGCCGCCAAUGCCCCUGUCUCAUCGCUGACUGCCUACCUCGCCGGUCUCUCGCUCCAGACCAGAAAUGCGUCCAUCCUUGGCAGCCUCGCGAACACCCCAGGUGCCAUGCACCAGAAGAAGCGAGUUGGUCGUGGUCCUUCAUCUGGACAUGGAAAGACAUCUGGUCGCGGUCACAAGGGUCAGAAGCAGCACGGAAAGGUCAAGCCAUGGUUCCAGGGUGGUCAGACACCUUUGAUCGUCAAGCACGGUCGAAAGGGUUUCAGCAACUACCGAGCCCCUCAAAUGUCGGAAGUCAACAUCGACCAAAUCCAGGCCUGGAUCGACCAAGGACGACUCGACCCCGCGAAACAGAUUACUCCCAAGGAAUUGAUCGAGUGUGGGAUCAUCGGAACUCUUAAGGACGGUGUCAAGGUUCUAUCCCGGGGUGCAGACACUCUCAAGCAGCCCAUCAACGUCAUGGUCUCUCGUGUUUCUGCCUCAGCAAUUGCCGCUAUCGAAGGCGCUGGCGGCAAGGUCCUCACUCGAUACUAUACCAAGCUCGCCAUAAGACGACUCUUGACUGGCGAAUCGGUUAACACAGACAAGCCUCUGCCUCAAGGUGCGGAGCACGUUGACACUGUGCUGGCCGCAGCCCGUGAGGCACCGUUCCGAUACCGACUACCCGACCCCACUGGCCGUGAGGAUAUCGAAUACUAUCGUGACCCUGCGCACCGAGGAUACUUGAGCCACCAACUUGCGCCAGGCGAGUCGCCCAGUUUGUACUUCAGGGUUCCUGGUGUGCACAAAAUUAAGAGCGAGGUUAAGAAGGAGAAGGCGGCCACCGAGGAGACUCUUUUCUAA